CAAUAAAAAAAAACAAGGCUCAAGCUAUAAUUAUUCAUUGAUUCAAGCCUUCGCCAGGCCGCAUACCUACACGUAGAUCUACCGCGCUGCUGUUCUUGGCAGUAGAUGUAAGAAAGGUGAUCCAAGCGAGAAGCAAAGUGUAACACUGUGCAAGCAGCAGGUACAGGUUCGGAGAUUGAUGGUAGUAACUACGACGGGGACUUUGUAGCGGUCGUGGAUCAGGCCGCUGCUUUGCUCGGCGAACAGUAUGUGCCAUGGGCAGCGUUAGAUAAGACAGUUGUUGCAAUAGGGUACAGCGCCGCUAGCGCGCUGGCAGUGGACGGUACGAGUACGGAUGUUGUUUGCUCUGUUCUUCUGGCUCUGCACUCGAGCCAGGCGAUCGUACGUGCGACUCCGUCCCCACACAGCGGGGCAGCGACGUCGUUGCACUGUGAUCAGUGUCCUCGUGGCGGUAGCGUUCAUCUUCGCUCUGUGGAGCACCCCAAUCUUGCCCCAAUCUAAAUUGCUCGCGGAGAGGCUAGGCUUGCAAUGUGAUGAGGAGAGAGCUAUAAACUUUCUGGACCAACUAUGUUCGAACUACACGCACGGCUACAUCGUCGGACCUCUGUGCCCAGCUCUGUGCCAGCCGACGUUGGUACCUGAUGACCACGCCAUACGCCGGCUCACUAUCAAGAAGUGCCUCUCACACGGCAACAAGGUUGUCCUGGCGAUGACUCUGACGCGUCGUCUCCAGCUUGCCAAUGGAGAAGGUGGCAGCGAGCAACGCGCAGGCGAGGUCAGCGAGGAUGUGGUGUUGAAAGCAUCGCACUUCUCCGGCGAGCAUUAUCGCUCUACGAUUGAUGGGCCGCUCGGGGGCAUCUCCAUGGCAGAGGCACUGGAGCUAUUCAAGGACCUGAUGGAUGCGUUUGUGUCACCGUAUCGAACCAACAGCACAGCACUGCUGAAGUUCAUGGACCGGUACGGCCUGGCACCACCCAGUUCCACACCGCCUUUACCACCACCGUCGACUGCACAGCUACACAGCCUCUGGUCACUGCUCGACCAGGAGGAGUUUGUGCACCUGAUGCUGCUCGCGAACUCCGGCGUCACACCGAACCUGAUUGGCUCGUGCGGGCAUGCGUACCUCGUGCCGUCUCGACCACCUCCAUCUGCAUUCAAUCUCAUGCUGCUGCCGCACAUCUCGUGGCGCGAGCGUGUUCGCACCGCCCUCGGCUUUCUGACACUCGAGCAGCGCCUCGCGUCCACUAGGUACGGCGUCUUCCACCUGUGCGACGUCAAAGGGGAGAACUUUGGCGUGCGUAGACAGGCAACCACCUGCUCGGACAACUCCGAAAACGUUCACGCACUAUCCUCGCAUGAUACUGAAUGGGCAGAUGAUCCAGGUGUCAGGAUGGAACGCAAUACAGAUGAGUCGUCGGAAUGCAGAAACGAGCUGGAGGUGGAGGCAAUCGAUAUUGAUAUCUCGUUCUUUGAGCGCAAGAUGAAGGAGAUGCUUGGCCAGCCGCGCUGUGACACUGAUGAAGAGUGCGAAUUCUUUGACUGCCACGCAUACUGCGACAAGUGGAGGAGGCAGUGUGCCGACGUGCGCUCCAACCACAACCUUCAUGUACUGUGUCGUAAGAUUUUCAUUGGCACGAAGACACAAGUUGGUCUGCUGUGGAGCGCGCCGGUGCGUAUACGUCAUAACUUGCACUUGCUCCUGACUGAGUGCAGUGAUUACACGGCAACGACUGAUACACGUUUGAUGACUGAGCGCCUCAGAACGCUCCUACUAGAAGAGCUGAACCCGCGAAAACGGACGCAACGUCAAAAAGCACUGUAGUCUCCCCAUCAAUGUUAUGAAGCCGCUGAGUUUUCGUGGAGGUUGUAUUAUUCCUAAUGGUGGAGGUAGGAAUUGGCGCAGGCCACAAGUUCCCAAUGCUUCUUUCCCUCAUUCUCUCUCUCUCUCUCUCUCUCUCUCUCUCUCUCUCUCUCUCUCUCUCUCUCUCUCUCUCUCUCACACACACACACACACACACACACACACACACACACACACACACACACACACACACACACUCACUCUCUCUCUCUCUCUCUCUCUCUCUCUCACACACACACACACUUACUCUCUCUCUCUCUCUCUCUCUCUCUCUCUCUCUCUCUCUCUCUCUCUCUCUCUCUCUCUCUCUCUCUCUCUCUCUCUCUCUCUCUCUCUCUCUCUCACUCUCUCUCUCUCUCUCUCUCUCUCUCUCUCUCUCUCUCUCUCUCUCUCUCUCUCUCUCCCUUGUUCUACUAGUGAAUUCCCAACAGGCUUUUUAUAGGGAACGUAGAUCGGAUUUGGUCUGUGAUACAAAUUCAUUGGAGGAACUGAAACUCCUGCUGCAUGGUGCCGAGGUCGGCUAUUGCCCACGCCACAACUUUAUUGGCUUGUGCCAAGUGAUCAUGAUAAUAUAGAUAUAUAAUUAUAUGAGCGCACACAUGGUCCAGUGGAGUUCUCUCUACUCAGAGUUUCUCGCUCUGCGCAGUCUUUAGGAGACAUUCGAUAGGAGCACUCUGACCUGCUAUCAAGGAUCAUUCUGUUAUUAUACGAACUGACUGGAUACUCUAAUCUGUGAACAGCCACUGUGCCAAUGAACAGCCACUGUGCUUUCAGAGAAACAAAUAGAAUCUUUUAUAAUCUGUCUGCCGACAUAUUAAUUUAUUUGCCCUGCGACUGCACUGCAGACAUAGUGUAAUGUCACUGACACGGACCUCGCUGUCCAUGUUACUGUGUCUCUUUGCGGGUGCCACAGGUGUGGUGCAGCGCCAUAAAUAUUAUUGAUAAAUUCAGUUCCGGUGCUGGCAACGUUUAGGUUCUCAAUGCCCAAGGCUUUUGAAUAUUUUAAAUAUUUUUUUUCUUCUAGAGAUUUUGCUAUAUUGUUUAUUUCUCAUCUUACUUUUCUUGUGCCUACCUAUACCUCUGCCGUUGCACUAGAGCAUUGCUCUGACUCGUCUGAGAAUUCGUUAGGAACGUUUUCACCCUCGAUUAUGAGCAUCUUAUCACCAGAGGCUGUCCCGGUAUGGAUCAUAUCUAUGAGUUGAGAUUUGAAUCGGAUUAUAUCACUUUCAUAAUGUU
Molecule: messenger RNA, 3097 nt
Organism: Sycon ciliatum
Lineage: Eukaryota; Metazoa; Porifera; Calcarea; Leucosolenida; Sycettidae
Product: divergent protein kinase domain 1C-like
Exons: 4
Coding region: 335-1822 (495 amino acids)
Source: RefSeq, a predicted model, not a curated record